UCAUACUGAAAUGCAAUACAACACAUCAAAUUUAUCAAAUAGGAACAAGAACAAAUAAAUAAGAUUCUCUCGUUACCUAGCUGGAUAACAAAAUUUUGACUAAAGGAUGUUAACAAACUUAUCUUUGGUCACGGUAUUCUUGCUUUGAACGCUAUUUGGCAGUUAAGUUACCAAACCUGUGUAACUGUACAACUCAACUGCUAUGCAACUAUCUUUAUUGAGACCUUGCGCGCCUAUAUUGCCAUUUGGUAGGCGUUUUGUUGAUCUUAAAAUCUGUAAAUUUAAACAAAGGAGCCAAGGCUACAGAACGACCUGUAUUCUGAUUAGGCACCGAUGGAUGAAUAGUGCUAGUGCCUUCCGACGCAUCCACAGAGAGUUCAGCUCUGCGCCUGAAAACGAGAAAAUUGACCUGUCCAAAUUCCCUGUGGACAGAAUUCGAAAUUUCAGCAUCAUUGCUCACAUUGAUCAUGGCAAAAGCACUUUGGCUGACAGACUGUUGGAGCUCACAGGAGCUAUUGCUAAAACUGAACGCAAUAAGCAAGUGUUGGAUAAACUACAAGUAGAGAAAGAAAGGGGGAUCACAGUGAAAGCCCAGACUGCCUCUCUUUUCUACAAACACCAGGGCCAGACAUACCUCCUCAACCUUAUCGAUACACCUGGACAUGUUGACUUCAGCUAUGAAGUUUCACGCUCCAUAUCUGCCUGUCAAGGUGUUCUUCUCAUAGUGGAUGCCAAUCAGGGAAUACAGGCACAGACAGUUGCCAACUUCUACCUUGCAUUUGAGGCUCAGCUUACCAUCAUACCAGUCAUAAAUAAGAUUGAUCUGAAAAAUGCUGACCCAGACAGGGUAGAGAGACAGAUUGAAAAAGUGUUUGAUAUUCCAAAGGAGGAGUGUAUCAGGAUUUCUGCCAAAUUGGGCACUAAUGUUGAUGUAGUUCUCCAGGAGGUAGUAAAGAGAAUACCACCGCCCACUGUGAGUGUGAAUGAUCCAUUUAAAGCACUGGUCUUUGACUCCAGCUUUGACCACUACAGAGGAGUGGUGGCAAACAUUGCUCUGUUCGGUGGCCAGGUUGCUAAGGGAGACAAGAUUGUUUCAGCCCACUUGGGUAAAACGUAUGAGGUGAAUGAACUGGGCGUGCUCAGACCAGAUGAACAUCCCACAGACAAACUGUAUGCAGGUCAGGUGGGCUAUGUGAUCGCUGGGAUGAAGGACGUGAAAGAGGCUCAAAUUGGAGACACCCUUCACCUCCAGAAACAGCCCGUGGAGCCGCUCCCAGGGUUUCAACCCGCCAAAGCCAUGGUAUUUGCAGGGAUGUAUCCCGUGGACCAGUCUGAGUAUGUUGGCCUGCGCAGUGCUGUGGAGAAACUGAGUCUCAAUGACUCCAGUGUGACCGUGCAGAGAGACAGCAGUCUGGCUUUGGGAGCUGGGUGGAGGCUGGGUUUUCUGGGUCUGCUGCAUAUGGAGGUGUUUAAUCAGCGUUUGGAGCAGGAGUAUAACGCCUCAGUUAUAGUAACAGCUCCCACUGUACCCUAUAAAGCCAGACUGUCCUCCCUCAAACUCAUAAAGGAGCAUGGAGCAGAGGAGAUCACCAUAGUGAAUCCUACCCAGUUUCCAGACAGGAAUCAAGUUACAGAGUAUCUGGAGCCCGUAGUCCUGGGCACCAUCAUCUCACCCGACGACUACAUUAGCAAAAUUAUGAGCCUCUGUCAGAACCGCAGAGCUGUACAGAAGAACAUGGUAUACAUCGACGACCAUCGCGUGAUGAUGAAAUAUCUCUUUCCCCUUAAUGAAAUUGUGGUGGACUUUUAUGACCAGCUUAAGUCCAUGUCCUCUGGCUAUGCCAGUUUUGAUUAUGAAGAUGCAGGAUAUCAGCCAGCUGACCUGAUUAAGGUUGACUUUCUGCUCAAUGGAAAGCCUGUGGAAGAACUCACUACUAUUGUACACAGGGACAGAGCGUACAGCUCGGGUAAAGCCAUGUGCGAGAGACUGAGAGACUCCAUUCCUAGACAGAUGUUUGAGAUCGCUAUCCAAGCAGCUAUUGGCAGCAAAGUCAUCGCAAGGGAAACAAUCAAAGCAUACAGAAAGAACGUACUGGCUAAAUGUUAUGGAGGUGACAUCACACGGAAGAUGAAACUCUUAAAGAAACAAGCAGAGGGGAAAAAGAAAAUGCGUCGCAUUGGAAAUGUGGAGGUCCCCAAAGAUGCUUUCAUCAAUGUUUUGAAACGGAAGUAGUUUCCUCAUAAGAGGACUGAUAUUGAACAUUUGUUAAAGCUGUGAAUAUUUGGCGGGAACAUCUACGACAUCUCUGUUGAUCAUUCUGAACCUUUAUCUCAAUGCUACAGGUUCAUUUGAGAGCACUGUUAC
Chanos chanos (milkfish) is the source of this 2365-nucleotide messenger RNA. It is a transcript of the gene guf1, whose product is annotated as GTP binding elongation factor GUF1. The record is from RefSeq and is a predicted model, not a curated record. Gene Ontology annotation, molecular function: GTP binding; GTPase activity; mitochondrial ribosome binding. Gene Ontology annotation, cellular component: mitochondrion. The coding region runs from base 203 to 2233 and encodes 676 amino acids. Gene Ontology annotation, biological process: positive regulation of translation. Lineage: Eukaryota; Metazoa; Chordata; Actinopteri; Gonorynchiformes; Chanidae. The transcript is spliced from 17 exons.